Messenger RNA from Daldinia decipiens, 1096 nucleotides. RefSeq lists its product as uncharacterized. The record is from RefSeq and is a predicted model, not a curated record. The transcript has 2 exons. The coding region runs from base 74 to 937 and encodes 287 amino acids. NCBI's taxonomy places the organism in Eukaryota, Fungi, Ascomycota, Sordariomycetes, Xylariales, Hypoxylaceae.
CUCUAUCUUAUCCGCAUUAAAGCCUAUUUAUUCAACGCCACUAACAACAACUAUUCACGUGCAAUUGUCCAAGAUGUAUUCUCGCGACGACACUGUUAACGCCAUCCUACGAUUCUAUCAGCAAGUUAUCCGCCACCCGUAUUUAAACGAUAGUACACUAGUUCUACCCCCUCCAGGCGGUUGGCGUUCUGUUAACAUCCAAGGAAAAAAUAACACUGUCCUUGAUCUACUUCAUCAUCUCCCAUAUCUCCGUCCAGGGAAGCCAUACGAACGACUUCUUAUUUACUGGGAAACGGUUCCUAUAUGUUAUACGGACGAAUACGUCUAUCCUGAACUCUACCCCCUCCCAGCUCAAUGUGUCUACCUUGCCUGUAGCGUCGACCGAGAGGGCACGUCCUUAAUUCUCGACACUGACAAAGGUACCAUAACUGAAUUUUGUCACACCGGGACCUACAUUACAAUGCCUGAAGAAGAAUAUGAAGCGCUACCUGAAGAAGAGAAAUGGAAAGCCCAUCGCACGUCACCUAUCAGACGCUUUUUAGACGUUUGGACGCAACGAUACGAAAAACUAGUAUGGAUGCUAAUACCAAACCCAAUUGGUCAGCCAACCACGGGGAGGUUCUAUAGCCGCGCUGAUACAAGCGCCGAGCUAGAUGUACUGACCCUCGAAGAGCAAUCGAAGCCGUGGCAUCUUAAAGAUGACGUUGACCACCCGGAUUUUGAGUACGAGCUUGACAGGGCCCAGUACGAAUGGUACAAAAGUAUAAGAAAACACGUAGCAGAUGUGUAUGAUACGUAUCUUCGCCACGGAUGGCCUGAUCACUUUGACAAAGAUCGGUGUCGUAGCGAAUUGCUACAAUUAGAGGAGUUGCAUGACGCGGAAGAAAAACAAAAACUGGACAAAAUGAAUCCAGAUGCAGCAGAUCUUUCUGAUUGAGAGAUCAUAGCUUAGGGAUUCCAACCUCGUAUUGCAACGACGUGUAAGUCCUUUAUAUAUUUUAAUAUAAAUCUUUAGGGCAUCUCAUUAUAGAAGCCAUCCCAACCUCACUAUAUAAUUUUCUAAACGUCAUCGUAAGAAAUCAAGCCACAAUAACCG